UUCCCACUCGCUUCAUCACAAGAACCCUACACCAAAACCUCAACCAUCUUCUCCAAACCCUCUCUUCCACCACCACCACCACCACCACCAUGCCCCAAAAAUCAAAACCCAAAAAGCGCAAAACCCCAAAACCAGUAAUCAUUCCCACGCCGGAAAACCCAACCCCGUCGGAGUUCUCCACCGCCAUAGCCAGAACCGGCGUCGCCCAGAUCUGCCACUCGAUCGGCUUCAAGGUCACGCAGCUCUCCGCCCUCGAAACCUUAACCCACGUCGCGAUCAACUACCUCGCGGCCAUAGCCAAGUCCUCGGCCUCAUACGCCGCCAAGGCCAACCGCACCGACUCAAACCUCUUCGACUUCACGAACGCAAUCCACGACUUGUCGUUGGUGCACGGCUUCAACGGCGCGUCGGAGCUUCACAGGAGCUGCGUUUUGGGCUCGACUGUGUUGAAGGACCUGGCCAAGUUCGUGGAGUAUACUGAUGAGACUCCGUUUAUGUGGCCGAUUCCGCAGCGCGAGAGAAUGGGAGUUGAGGAGGAAUUGGUUUUGAGGAAUCGGGAAUCGGAUUCCGGGAGAGGUGUUGGGUUACAUGUUCCGAGAUGGCUGCCCGGGUUGCCGGAAGUUGGGAAGCCGAAACCUGUUAAGAGGCCUCAUGGGGAGGAGCUGUGGGAGAAUGUGGUGGUUGGGAAUGUGGAUAGUGGGAAUGGGAAUGAGAAUGCUGGGAAUGGGAAUAGGGAGUUGGGGGUUAAGAGUAAGAGGGGGAGAGUGAGGUUUAAGAUUGGAGUGGUUGAGGAGAAGGGAGGAGGGUGUGUGGGAGUGAAGAUGAGGAAUGGGAUUUGCAGAGGAGGGAAGAGAGUGUGUUGGAAUGGUAAUGGAAAUAAUGGGUCCAAUUUGAAUACUGGGAUUAGGAUCCUUGGAGUUGAUGAUGAUGGUGAUGGAAAAAGAUGAGUGUUAAAUUUGAUUGGUCCAGAGAAUUGAAAUGGGAUUGGUGUUUGUUUCCGACUUUCAGAAUUCAGACUCGGAAAGUCUGAUGCUUUUUGUUGGGUUGUUGAAAGCUACAGGACUCGAACGGAUGAUCUGCAUGCAAAAUGAAGAUUCGGGUGACUCACUAUGAGCCAUUCGGCCUACUGAAGCUAUUUUGCUCCGAAACCUAUAUUGCUACUUAUGUACUGUUUGGGUAGUAAACGGAAUGCUGGAAUUGUAAAUGUAAAUUCAUCUUUCUAUACAAUUUUAAAGAUGAGCUCCAGCUUUGAAGCAUUA
This is a messenger RNA of Rosa rugosa (rugosa rose), 1259 nucleotides long. RefSeq names its product transcription initiation factor TFIID subunit 8-like. Gene Ontology annotation, cellular component: transcription factor TFIID complex. The transcript has a single exon. Gene Ontology annotation, molecular function: protein heterodimerization activity. The record is from RefSeq and is a predicted model, not a curated record. NCBI's taxonomy places the organism in Eukaryota, Viridiplantae, Streptophyta, Magnoliopsida, Rosales, Rosaceae. The coding region runs from base 90 to 947 and encodes 285 amino acids.